AUGAUAUAUAGCGACAAGGAUAUUAUGGAUGCGCUGGACGUUGGAACCUUUACCAUUGAUCCGCGUCCGGCUCGCGACGAUAUUUCCCCCUCAGCGGUAGACUUACGACUGCACAAUAUUUUUACUGUGUUCGAUAGUGAAGAUAAACUCGAAGUAGCAGAUACUGAACGGGUAGUACAAAGGUACGGCGAUACUGUAGAUAUACCGGUGGGGGAUUAUCUUGAGUUAAAACCGGGCGCUUUCGCUUUGGGAUAUACGCGAGAACACGUCGAUCUGCCCAUGAAUCUCGCUGCCAGGGUCGAGGGCAAGAGCUCUUUGGCCGGUUGGGUAUUUCCAUUCAUCAGACUGCACCAACCAUACAUGCGGAUUUCCACGGCAACAUCCGGUUGGAGAUUGCCAACACUGGCCCGUUUACGUGUCGGUUGA
Messenger RNA from Geodia barretti, 426 nucleotides. The record is from the annotation of a GenBank genome assembly. Lineage: Eukaryota; Metazoa; Porifera; Demospongiae; Tetractinellida; Geodiidae.